Molecule: messenger RNA, 1822 nt
Organism: Scomber scombrus (Atlantic mackerel)
Lineage: Eukaryota; Metazoa; Chordata; Actinopteri; Scombriformes; Scombridae
Product: ras-related protein Rap-1A-like
Exons: 8
Coding region: 133-690 (185 amino acids)
Biological process (GO): cellular response to cAMP; Rap protein signal transduction; negative regulation of synaptic vesicle exocytosis
Cellular component (GO): plasma membrane
Molecular function (GO): GDP binding; GTP binding; GTPase activity
Source: RefSeq, a predicted model, not a curated record
GGCAUAGUUCAUCCGACCUCGCAUUCGCUGCAGGCUUGCUAGCAGCGCUACCUCGUCCAACUCCCAGCCAUAGAUGGAUGCAUACCUCUGGCCAUAGACGACUGUUUGGCUGUCUGGUGAAGCGAUCCCGCCAUGCGUGAAUACAAGCUAGUGGUGUUAGGUUCUGGAGGUGUGGGCAAGUCCGCUCUGACAGUUCAGUUUGUACAGGGAAUCUUUGUGGAAAAAUAUGACCCUACAAUAGAAGACUCAUACAGAAAGCAAGUGGAGGUAGACGGGCAGCAAUGUAUGCUUGAAAUUCUCGACACAGCCGGCACAGAGCAGUUCACAGCAAUGAGGGACUUGUACAUGAAGAAUGGCCAAGGCUUCGCCCUGGUAUACUCCAUCACAGCACAGUCCACCUUCAACGACCUCCAGGACCUGAGAGAACAGAUUCUACGAGUAAAGGACACAGAGGACGUGCCGAUGAUCCUGGUGGGGAACAAGUGCGACUUGGAGGAUGAGCGUGUGGUGGGGAAGGAGCAGGGUCAGAACCUGGCCAGACAGUGGAACCACUGUGCCUUUUUAGAGUCCUCUGCUAAGUCAAAGAUCAACGUCCUUGAUAUCUUCUAUGACUUGGUCAGACAGAUAAAUAGGAAAACGCCAGUGGAAAAGAAGAAGGCGAAAAAGAAAUCCAACUGUGUCCUGCUUUAAAGACCCUCCCCCCAACCAGCCCCUGCAGCAGCUCUGAGCCAGAAAUGCUGUAAUGAAGAACUGUUGCCCUGAUUGGAACGUGCCAGCAUUCCAACAGCCCUGCCCCCCUCCCUCCAUCAGCCAUAAACGGUGAAUCAGCUGACUGAACUGCUCCUAUCAAAGACAAGGAUGAUCUACAAGAGAGAGAGAGAGAGAGAGUGAGAAAAGAGAGAGAGAGAGAGAGAGAGGGAAAGAAAGACAGUGAGAGAGAGAGAGAGAGAAGACUCUGGCCUCUCGCCUCCGAGGACCUUCCUCUGUGUCUCAGUUUCAGUGUGAACCCUGAACGGACAGUCUCCAUUUCUGCACCUACAAACAACAACACCACAAACUGAUGAUGAUGAUGAUGAUGAUAUGAUGAUGAUGAUAAAAGCGCAGCAAUGCCUCUGAUAGUAUAUUUAAAAAAAAAAAGUGUCCAUGAGCCGCCUAGAUGGCCAGAGAGCAGCCCCUUAUUUUCAUGUAUUUUUUGACAGUUUAACAAAAAGAAAAUAACAUUGUUAAGAAGGAAAACAAAGUUAGAACUUGGAUUCAGUAUUUUUCAUCUUUUCAAUAUCAAUAUUGUAUUUGAAAGACAUGGAAGUUGACCUCUUUUUAGUUGUAUGAUUAUAAAUAUUCUUCAAAAACGAGCAUGAAAAAAAUGCAUCAGUUAUUAAGUGUAGGUGAAAUCAAGUGGAAAAGUGAGAAUUUUUUUAUAGCCAUACACCUAUUUUCCAUGCCUGUCAUGUCAGUGAUGAUAGAUCAAGGUCUAUGAUAUGUAUUAUUUUUAUUAUUAUUAUUUUAUUUUUGACUUUGUUCGCCCUGUUGUUCAUGGACUUCUCUUCUGCAGAUAUCUCUCUCUGAUGUGACUUAAUUUUAUACUCAGUCACUGGGAUUUCAUAGCUCCCAUAAUAUAUUCUAAUGCCAUUUUUUGCAUAAUAAUGCUUCAGAAAAAAUGGGUCUUUUAUAGAAGAAAUAUGGGGAAAAAUAAGGAUUGAUUUCUAUGUCUUGAAGCUGAAAUAUAUUAUACUAAACCAACUCUAAUAAUGCUUCUUGUGUUUUUCUGUCAAUGAUGUUCCAGCUUUUAUGGAUUAUUAAAGUACAUUUUAGUACAUUUUCA